This is a messenger RNA of Spirodela intermedia, 1516 nucleotides long. NCBI's taxonomy places the organism in Eukaryota, Viridiplantae, Streptophyta, Magnoliopsida, Alismatales, Araceae. The record is from the annotation of a GenBank genome assembly.
AUGAAGAAAGAACAUCAUUCUGCCAAAACCAUAUGUUUCCAGUUCAUGCAUAUCACACUAUGCAAUUUGAAGAAAUCUUGGCAUUAUGAGAUAAUAUAUCAAGUUUCUGGGAGAAGGCGUUUGAAUUGUCUAUUCAUGGAAUCUGGAAAUUGUUCUCCAAAACAAGAGUUUAUGAUACGUUGAUGAUGUAUGGAGGAGAAAUCUGUGUCUACGACAUGAUAAGUUUCUUUGAAGUUUUUGUGAGAUCUUUCCAAGCUGUCAUUAUCAAAUUUAUUACAUCAUGUCAUAUGAUAAGUAAACCUCCAAUAAUAUUUGAAACUCCUUGAUUAUUUAAUCAGAGCUCAUUCUUCAUGCUGGCAUGAAAAAUCAACCGAGCAUAUUUCUUUCUGACGUUCUAUAAUAUUGUUCAUGGAAUUGCCUGUUAAAUAGCCGCACUACCAUUCUGCAUUGUUGCCAACACGAUUUGCCACCAUGCAUCAAACGGAAACAGAUAAGAGCAACGUAUUCACAAUGCUAUUGCAAGAAGUUAGUCCAGGGUUCUUGCGUCACUCAUUCCAUUGAUCACGUUUUCUAGUACAUCCAGUUUUGUCUGCUCAUUAGCUGUGUCAUCACUCUAUUGGCAUUAACCUGAUCGAUUGGAUGGCUGCAGGAGGAUUUUGCAACAGGAUUUUGACAUGAGUCUUGCUUUCUGCAAUCAUGAGAAGAAACAAAGGAGUGAUGUAUGGUUCUUCUCUUCUGUUUCAUCCUUAUUUGAACUAUCUCCAUAUUUUGUCAGGCUUUCAGGAUCCAAUUUUAUGCGCAUGCAGAUCAUAUCUUUAUCUUGAUUCAUAUGCACCGUAUGGCCAUCUUGGUAGGUGUUUGCCCAUAUGGAUCUUGUUUUAGGCAAACGACCAUGGAUCUUUCAUCCCAUGCCACACAUCCUACCUCUACUGAUGCAGCCCUAAAGUGGGAUGGGGCAUUUACCUGGUGCAUUGGCAUUUCUUUCUGAAAGAGUAGUGUGCUUAUGUGUGCUUGCUUAAGGAGAACUUGUGCUCAAGGAUAGCCUUUCAUGGGAGUUCAUCAGGAACUGAUCUGCUGCAGGAUGCUGGUUCACAGGCACCGUCUGCGGGCAAGCAGCUCUCCCGAAAGAUGUCCCUAGACUCACCAAGCUCGACGGACUCGAAGAGCAUGGAGGCGUCUACCAGCAUGUCUGCCGACAUCAAUUCCGGGGUCAACAGUUCCUCCAAACCCACAGAGGUCGGCGAUCCGCUCGACACACGGCGGAGAGCGCCAUUUUCUGGCGCCAUACUGCAAUUGCUUACCAAUGUGCAAUAUGCUGCUGCAGGCAGUGGACUUUGACAGGCAGCCGUCGGUUGCAUCGUCGACGCUGGUGGAGCUGACGGCACGGCUCGACUUCUUCAAGGAGCGGAGAUCUCAGCUCAUGAAGCAGCUCCACAGUCUUGACUUGAGCCAUGGGGGGGCAUCCUCCCAGGGGCUGAGGUUCAAAGCAUCGCCGCCGUGGGCCAGCCCGCGAUGA